Coccomyxa subellipsoidea C-169 is the source of this 1384-nucleotide messenger RNA. RefSeq lists its product as hypothetical. Bases 374 to 553 code for a protein of 59 amino acids. NCBI's taxonomy places the organism in Eukaryota, Viridiplantae, Chlorophyta, Trebouxiophyceae, Coccomyxaceae. The transcript has 3 exons. The record is from RefSeq and is a predicted model, not a curated record.
GCAUGAAGACGCAUAUUUACAGUUGGACCCGCACGUUUAUCAUCGUUAGAACUGUAAUGCAUCUCUGCCACUUCGAGGCUUCAAGGCUGUACCUUUGCAGAGCAGUCGUUGGACCUUCCACUCUAUGUACCAUACACGGGGCCAAUCUAUAUAUGAUACCUCCAGACGUCGAUUUCAUUCAUUUGUGAGCUACAGCUAUAUUUCAUCCCUUGCAAAAUCACACUUGACCUAGACCACUUCAGAGCACUCUGCUUUCACAAGGCCCCAAGCGUUGCUAUAGACUCCAAACAGAGUCACACAUAGUCCAGACUUGAAUCCGGGCGAGAUUGCUGACACUGCAGAAAAGAGACAUUAAGCUUGGCCGGCCAAGAAUAUGACAUGGCUCUGGCCUCUGCGGAUCCCAGCUACAGUGCUUGGCAUCUUCAGCACGCACUAUGAAAACAAGCAUCUCUCUUGUGGGAGCGUUGGCAUCAUCUGUACGCUCAAAAGCAACUCUGUUAGAGCGUCUGAAAAAGCAGCCUACUGUUCUAAGACUCUGUACGCACACCAAUGACUGCCAAAACACACUCUGCGAAAAGCCCUCCUCUCAAGAAAGGGGCCCUGUCAUUGAACUGCAGGGCAUAAACUGUCAGUCGUGACAGAAAGCUCAUCAAACAAAUGAAGAAUCUGAAGGAACAAAACGAUGCUAUCUAUCUGGCAACAGUGCUGCGCUCAUCCCUUGCCCACCUGCUUUUAGCUUUUUCACAGUAUCACACUCUCACACUGUCACUCUCGGCACUCAAACUUCCAGUGUAUGCACGCAUAAUUAGCUGAUGCAUAUUUGCGGGCUAGGCCUGUUUGCCUUCGGUCAGCUCAGCUGACUGAAGUGUGAUGUCCUCGCUUGCUGGUCUCAUAGGGGAAUAGCUGAAUCCCAGUCAUCUAUGCAUCCUUACCGGACCUCAUUUGGGCCGAAAUCUUUGCAGGGGUAUUUCUCAACCCCGAGGGCUGUGACAAGUGUGAGCUAGCUGAGUGGGUGCCUCUCCGAUUCGAUUAUCCCUAGCAUGCUCUCCUUGCCGUUGAAGCCUCUGACCAUUCAUCCUUCGUUCGCGGACAGACGCAGCUGCUUGUAGAAGGGCUUCUUGCAGCACCGAUCUGGCAGCUGCAAGCUGGCUACUACUGCGCCUGAUCCCCCUGGGAGCUGGCUCAGGCGGGUCGACCUUAGUGGUGGUUGAAUCCUGGGAGGUCCGCUGCUCUUGCAAGCCAGCCAUCUACUCCUUGUCGAGACCACCCUAGGCUUUCCCCUGGAGUGCUAAGGAAACACUCGUCUUGCAACCUUAAAGGCGAUCAAUCACCCACCUGAUUGAAUUGGGUUGAUGCCACGAGUCAAUAAAUUCUGGGAAUUUCC